AUGCAGGCCGUCAAGGCAGGUAGUCCGUUGCCGGAGGAUAUGUCGUUGGCGGUGGACAGUAAGCUGAUCGUCGGCAUACCACGCGUCGCCACCACCACAAAGGACAAUGCCCCUGUACACAUCGACGUAGGUGGCACCAUCUACACAUCGUGUUUAGAAACGCUGACCUCAUACCCGGAGUCCAGACUGAGCAAGAUGUUUAACGGCACUAUUCCAAUAGUUCUGGACACUCUGAAGCAGCAUUACUUCAUCGACCGUGACGGCGGCAUGUUCCGUCACAUCCUCAACUUUAUGCGCUACAGGAAGCUUCUGCUGCCGUCCGACUUCCAAUACUUGGACCUGCUCAUUCAUGAGGCGCAAUUCUUCGAGCUAGAUAAUAUGGUGUAUGCUUUGACGAAGGUGAAGGUGGAAAGAGAGGGGAUAAAGCAGGAUAGAGAGUGGCUGAGUGAGGCUACUGAGCGUCUGAAGAAAGAAACUGAGAUGCUGAUGCAGGAGCGAGACCGUCUGCAGCAGCGCUGGUCUUAA
This is a messenger RNA of Spodoptera exigua (beet armyworm), 525 nucleotides long. Lineage: Eukaryota; Metazoa; Arthropoda; Insecta; Lepidoptera; Noctuidae. The record is from the annotation of a GenBank genome assembly.